Molecule: messenger RNA, 1110 nt
Organism: Bufo bufo (common toad)
Lineage: Eukaryota; Metazoa; Chordata; Amphibia; Anura; Bufonidae
Product: gastrula zinc finger protein XlCGF17.1-like
Exons: 4
Coding region: 16-1095 (359 amino acids)
Biological process (GO): regulation of transcription by RNA polymerase II
Molecular function (GO): RNA polymerase II cis-regulatory region sequence-specific DNA binding; DNA-binding transcription factor activity, RNA polymerase II-specific
Source: RefSeq, a predicted model, not a curated record
CUGUACAAGAACGUCAUGAUGGAGGAUCACCAGCCCCUCACAUCAUCAGUUAAAGAAGAGAGAACAACACUGGAGAGAUGUCCCAGCCCUCUUCUUCUACAGGAUGGUUCAGAAGAACAUCAAAAUGCUCCAUAUGAUGAUCAGCUUUUAAAUCUGCGUAAAGAUCUGAACAAUAUUAAGGCUGAAGAUACAUAUGUGAGGAGUGAUGAGCAGAUCAUAGAGGACAUUCCCACCGAUAACCACCCAGCAGAUUACUGUACCAGGAGCUCAGAGGAACAUGUGAUAUCAUCAGAUUUCAGAACAGAUGAUUGUGGUGUCACAGAAGAUAAACAUGAAAAGUAUGCCAUUAUCCCAGAUGUACCCUUGGUGUUUGACACAAAAGAUCUAUCAUCUGAUCCUUUGGAUGGAUUUCAAUCUUUUGAUUUAUCACAGACUGUUAAGCAACUUAAAAGUCACAGAAGAAAUGUUCAACAUCAAAGAACUCACACAAGAAAGAAGACUUUUUCAUGCUCUGAAUGUGGGAAAUGUCUUACCUAUAAAUCAGAUCUGGUUAAACAUCAGAGAAUUCACACAGGGUUGAAGCCAUUUUCAUGCUCAGAAUGUGGGAGAGGGUUUAACUAUAAAUCACAUCUUAAUAUACAUGAGAGAAUUCACACAGGGUUGAAGCCAUUUUCAUGCUCAGAAUGUGGGAGACGGUUUAACUAUAAAUUAGAUCUUGUUAAACAUCUGACAGUUCACACAGGGGAGCAGCCAUAUUCAUGCUCAGAAUGUGAAAAACGUUUUAGCCAUAAAUCACAACUUGUUAGACAUCAGAGAAGUCACACAGGGGAGAAGCCAUUUUCAUGCUCAACUUGUGAAAAACGUUUUAGCCAUAAAUCACAACUUGUUAGACAUCAGAGAAUUCACACAGGGGAGAAGCCAUUUUCAUGCUCAGAAUGUGGGAAAUAUUUUAAUCAGAAAUCAGAUCUUGUUAGACAUCAGAGAAUUCACACAGGCAAGAAGCCAUAUUCAUGUUCAGAACGUGAAAAAUGUUUUAAUCAGAAAUCAGAUCUAGUUAAACAUCUGAAAAUUCACACAGGGAAGAAGCCAUUUUAAUGUUCAGAAUUUGGU